Molecule: messenger RNA, 2768 nt
Organism: Pelodiscus sinensis (Chinese soft-shelled turtle)
Lineage: Eukaryota; Metazoa; Chordata; Testudines; Trionychidae
Source: RefSeq, a predicted model, not a curated record
AUAAAAACCUGGAUCUGAAGAACCCUAAGCUCUGUGGGAUGAAGUGGUGGGGGAGAACUGAAUCCAGAGGCAGAGCUGAAGCUUACGGCUAGCUCAUCUCCAUCACGAGGCCAACCAAAAUGGCAGAUCUGAACAGCCCCAAACUUGGGGGAUUGAAAUCUGGACCCAUAUCUGAAUUUGCCAGUUUGGGACCAGCUUGUAUCAUGCAAACAUAAUGCCAGCUAAUAUUGCAUUAAGGCUGAGUUGCAAAGCAGUAGAUGUUAGGUGACAGUAGAUCAUUAUACCAUGUGUUUCACAAUAGAACAUCUUCUUUUGCAGGAUCCUGCACUUUGUGUAGCAUGUAGUUCCAGUCCGGUUGAGAUCCCCACAUUUAGGAGCAGCAAGGGACUCCAAAUGAUACGUGUAAAUGCAGGGUACUGACCAGAAGAAGUCUCCACUGGCUUCAGGAACAUUGAUCCGAUCUGUGAGCAUUUGGGAAAUGCAUUUACCACCAAGGAGAAGGCUUCAGUGGAACCAGGUUCUUUUCUUAUUGGCCAUGGUGUUGGCUUUUUCCAUCUAUCAGCUUCUCUGUGGCCCUAAAAUUGUUUCAGCACGUUGGACAGCAUCUCAGCCUGAGGACCAAAUGAAAGUGACCACCAGGGACCUUUCCAGCAAUGCCAGCAACAAGGCCUCAGCAGUGGGCAACGGGACAACAGUAUCCAAGAUAAGGCAUUGUGUAUACGUGGAUGCUACAUCAGCCGUGACCGUCACAUCAUCAGUGAAUGCAACCCCACCCCAAGGAAGUGUCAAUCUGAGCCACCUGGAUGAAGAGGGGAGUUACCCAACACUCCCCACCCAUGGAGAGUACCCUCAAGACCUUUUUAGCUUGGAGGAGCGCAGGAAAGGGUGGGUCAUACUUCACAUCUUUGGCAUGAUGUAUGUGUUUGUGGCCUUGGCCAUAGUGUGUGAUGAAUAUUUUGUCCCUGCCUUGGAUGUAAUCACGGAUAAGUUGCAGAUCUCUGGCGACGUGGCGGGGGCCACCUUCAUGGCAGCAGGCGGAUCCGCACCAGAACUCUUCACCUCUCUCAUUGGUGUCUUCAUCUCACACAGCAAUGUGGGCAUUGGCACCAUUGUGGGCUCAGCGGUGUUUAAUAUUCUUUUUGUCAUUGGCACGUGUGCCCUUUUCUCGAGGGAGAUACUCCACCUGACCUGGUGGCCGUUGUUUAGAGACGUCUCAUUCUACAUUCUAGACUUACUGAUGCUCAUCCUGUUUUUCCUAGACAGCUUCAUUGUCUGGUGGGAAAGCCUCCUUUUGUUGAGCGCCUACGCCCUCUAUGUGUUUACCAUGAAAUGGAACAUUCACUUAGAACAGUGGGUGAAGGAACAGGUGAACAAGAUGAGAAGUACUGUGAAGGCGACAGCUUCUGAAGACACGGAGAAGCAAGGCGAUGGGUCAGUUGCAGGGGAUGGCGCAAGGCACUCUGGCGACAGCAAGAAGAUGGAGCGAGGAGGCAGCUCCGCCUCUCUGCACAACAGCCACAUGCGCACCACCAUCUUCCAGCUCAUGAUCCACACCCUGGACCCCCUGGCUGAAGAAAAAUUUAAAGACAAGCUUGACAUCAUGAGCAACUUGGCCAUGGGCAAAGUAGGCUCCCAGGCCAGACCAGGAGUGAAACCGGAAGAGAACAGAGCGGAAGCGCCCACCACUGUUGAAGUAACACAUUCCAGUGACUCCAACCUCAGUGUCACGCAGGAUGAACACGGUGUGGACCCCCCGCAUGGCAGGCAGCUCUCUCCAGAGUGUGGUGACAUAGAAGGCAACAGCUCAGAGGAGGAGGAAGAUAGUGAUGAGGAGAGUGAGGAGGAAGACGAGGAGGAAGAAAAUGAAGAGCCGUUAUCCCUCAACUGGCCAGAGACCAGGAGAAAACAAGCUAUUUACCUUUUCCUCCUGCCUGUUGUGUUCCCACUCUGGCUCACUGUGCCCGACGUUAGGAACCCAAACUCCAGAAACUUCUUUGCCAUCACAUUUCUCGGAGCCAUUGUCUGGAUUGCUGCCUUCUCCUACCUCAUGGUGUGGUGGGCACAUCAGGUUGGAGAAACAAUUGGGAUUUCAGAGGAAAUUAUGGGUUUAACAAUCCUGGCAGCAGGGACUUCAAUUCCUGACCUCAUCACAAGCGUUAUUGUUGCACGUAAAGGCCUGGGCGACAUGGCUGUCUCCAGCUCUGUGGGCAGCAACAUCUUUGAUAUCACUGUUGGUUUGCCAGUUCCUUGGUUCCUUUAUUCUGUCUUCAAUGGACUCAGUGCAGUUGCUGUCAGUAGUAAUGGUUUAUUUUGUGCAAUUGUUCUGCUUUUUCUCAUGCUCUUGUUUGUGAUCAUCUCAAUUGCUGUGUCUAAAUGGAAAAUGAACAAACUAUUGGGGCUCACCAUGUUUGCUCUUUACUUUGUAUUUUUGAUUCUCAGUGUGAUGCUAGAAGAUAGAAUCAUAUCCUGCCCAAUAUCUAUAUGAGGCUUAGGUGUAACCACCAUCUCAAUAUAUGUGUAAAUAAACUUGAAAAUAGGUUUAAGGUAGUUAUGUUUUACCAAGCUUAGUGAUACUUCAAAAAUUCAAAUAAAAGGUUUCUAUUAACAUAUUUAAAUGCAAAUCCUAAAAUUUUGGCCAAGUCUAACCCAGCUCUUUAAUGACCAGAGACUGAGGUGAUCAGUAUUAAAAGCUUUACUGAUCUAGGCCCCAAUCCUGUAAAAACUCAUACAAGAGUUUAAAAUGAAACAAAAGACAGAACUAUGUAGCA